AGGAAAAAGCGGCAGUUAUUGAGUUCCCUUUUGUUUGUUUGCUUGCUUUAACAUUUUUUGCUGUCUUCAUACUCGCGUGUUGUGCUGUUUGUUUCUGUCGUACCGAGUAGGCCGAAAACGCGAACACUCCAAAAGAAAAACUAAAGGAGUACAGAGACGAUGUCUUCCACGGCCAGCUCUGACAAGCCGGAGUACGAGCGUGGCGUCAAGGACGCAGCGCGCCACCGCCGCGCCACGGAGGAGAAUUGGAUCCGCCCCACCCUCGGCCCCAUCCUGUGGCUGGGCGUGCCGCUGCUUCUUUCGUACCUCUACCUGCGCCGUGUCACGCCUGCCGCCGCAUCCACCGCGGGUGGGGCCAGUGGCAACCCUUUCCAAAACCUCAUGGAACAGAUGAUGCCCAUCAAGAAGCGUCAGUUCCGCGUCGACGUGAAGGGCACGAAGUUCGCUGAUGUGGUUGGCAUCCCCGAGGCGAAGGCCGAGGUCCGCCAGUACGUCGACUUCCUGACGGACCCAAAUAAGUUCACCCGCCUCGGGGCACGACUGCCGAAAGGGUGCCUGCUGACGGGGGAGCCCGGCACUGGCAAGACCCUGCUGGCGAAGGCCGUCGCCGGGGAGGCGGACGUGGCCUUCUUCAGCUGCAACGGAGCUGACUUUAUUGAGCUGAUGGGCGGCAGCGGACCGAAGCGGGUGCGGGAGCUCUUCCAGGAAGCCCGCGCUGCUGCCCCGUCCAUUAUCUUUAUCGACGAGAUCGACGCCAUCGGCAGCCGCGCCGGCAAGCAGGGCGGCAGCGUGAGCAGCGAGGAGAACCGCACCAUCAAUCAGCUGCUGGCGGAGCUGGACGGACUCAGCUCGAGUGCGGACCCGAUUGUCGUGCUGGCCGCUACGAACUUUCAGGACAACAUCGACAAGGCCCUCCUGCGUGAGGGCCGCUUUGACCGUAAGAUCUCCAUUGAGAUGCCAGACCUGGCGGCGCGGCGGGAGCUGUUUGAGCACUACUUAAACCGUGUCUGCACGGGUGACCCAACCGGCCGCACCAAAGACGAGGAGGGCAACGACCUGCCUCUGGAGAACGGGGUGAGCAACAAGGCGCUGGCAGACCAGCUGGCCCACCUUACGCCCGGACUCUCACCCGCCACCGUGGCCACUGUGGUGAACGAGGCAGCGUUGCAGAGCGGGAUUGCGGGGAAGCCGCUCGUGCAGCUACCGUCGCUGCUGGAGGCGCUGGAUAACACGUUGAUGGGCCGCAAGCACCGCAACCGACAGAGCGAGCACUCUGCCCGCCGCACGGCUCUGCACGAAGCCGGCCACGCCCUCACUGCCUGGAUGCUGCCGCCGGUGCAGACGGUCCUGAAGAUCAGCAUUAUCCCGCGUGGGCACGCCAUGGGCUACACGCAGCGCGCGGGGACCGAGUUCCACGAAUACCAAACCAACGCGACGCUCUUUGCGGAUAUGGUGGUGAUGUUAGGCGGACGGGCGGCGGAGGAGGUGCUGCUGGGCAAUCCGUCUGCCGGUGCGAUGGACGACUUGCAACGUGCGACGGACAUGGCGCUGAAGCAGAUGCUGGCCUUUGGCAUGAGCACGCACACGGGGCUGCUCUCGUACCACCCAGAGUACACGCAGGCCGGGCGCGACUUCACCAUCUUCUCGAAUGAUGCGCAGCACCGGGCCGAGAUGGAGGCGCAGCGCCUGGUCGCCGCCGCGCACCAAGCAGCGGUGAAGAUCAUCACAGACAACAAGGACAAGAUGCUCCGCAUGGAGGAGGCACUCAUGGAAAAGAAGGAGCUGACGACGAAGGAAGUGGAGACGCUGUGGGGGCCGCGGCCCACGGAGCCGAGCGUGGAGGCGCUCGUGCAGGAAGUAAUCAAAGUCACAGGGAGCUACACCGAGGAGUCGUCGUCGUCGUCAUCACGGCUGCCGUCUGGAGCAUCGCCGGCCACGGCGUAA
Leptomonas pyrrhocoris is the source of this 1944-nucleotide messenger RNA. RefSeq names its product putative mitochondrial ATP-dependent zinc metallopeptidase. The record is from RefSeq and is a predicted model, not a curated record. The transcript has a single exon. Gene Ontology annotation, biological process: mitochondrial protein processing; protein-containing complex assembly. Gene Ontology annotation, cellular component: m-AAA complex. Bases 160 to 1944 code for a protein of 594 amino acids. NCBI's taxonomy places the organism in Eukaryota, Euglenozoa, Kinetoplastea, Trypanosomatida, Trypanosomatidae. Gene Ontology annotation, molecular function: ATP hydrolysis activity; metalloendopeptidase activity; ATP binding.